Molecule: messenger RNA, 2061 nt
Organism: Gekko japonicus
Lineage: Eukaryota; Metazoa; Chordata; Lepidosauria; Squamata; Gekkonidae
Product: chromosome unknown open reading frame, human C7orf25
Exons: 2
Coding region: 55-1302 (415 amino acids)
Source: RefSeq, a predicted model, not a curated record
AAAUCGUCGGAAUUACCUGUCAUGUAAUCGGGGCAAUUGAGUGAUGUUACCAACAUGUCUACGUACUCCUUGUUGUGUGAGAGAAUUGCUGUCGCUAAGGAGCUAAUAAAAAGAGCAGAAGACCUUUCCAAGUCCCGGAAAGGUGGCAUAGAAGGCGGAGCAAAGCUGUGCAGUAAACUAAAGGCAGAGUUGAAAUUUUUGCAGAAGGUGGAGGCCGGUAAGGUGUCCGUCAAAGAGUCUCAUCUGCAGAGUACGAACCUCACUCACCUGCAAGCCGUCCUAGAGUCAGCAGAGUGCCUGGAGGCUGUUGUGGGCAUCCUCCACGUCUUUGCCUACGAGGACAGCUUUGGUGAAAAGCAGAGCUUGGUGGUGGAUGUAGUGGCAAACAACGGCCACACCUGGGUGAAGGCCGUUGGCCGGAAGGCCGAAGCCCUGCACAACAUCUGGUUGGGGAGAGGCCAGUAUGGAGACAAGAGCAUCAUCGAGCAGGCGGAAGACUUCCUGCGAGCGAGUCGCCAGCAGCCUGUUCAGUACAGCAACCCGCACAUUGUCUUUGCUUUCUACAACGGGGUGUCGUGCCCCAUGGCGGAGAGGUUGCAAGAGAUGGGCAUAUCGGUACGAGGGGACAUUGUUGCUGUGAACGUCCUGAGGGAGCCCACCAACGAAGGCCUCCAGUUAAGCUCUGGUGAAUCUGACGAAGAAAGCGGCAAGCCCUUGCCCGUGACUAAAGUGGAUCGGGGCAAGCUGGUCGCCAGUGUGGCUUUCCCCACCCAGAUCAGGGUGGACUCGUGCAACAGAAUUAACUUGGAUAUUACGACUUUGAUCACAUACGUCUCUGCCCUUAGCUACGGAGGCUGCUACUUCAUCUUCAAGGAGAAAGUCUUAACAGAGCAGGCCGUGCAGGAGAGGGAGGAGAGCGUCCUCCCAUCCCUGGAGGAAUUCGUGAAGGGCAAGGAGCUCUUUGCUUGCGAAUCUGCCGUCAAAGACUUCCAAGUCAUUUUAGAAACUUUAGGAGGGCCCGGGGAGAAAAACAGGGCUGCGUUACUCCUGGACAGGGUCAACGUGGUGCCAGAUCAGCCCUCCGAGCGUGCCUUGCAGCUAGUCCUCAGUUCCAAAAUCAAUAGCCGCUCGCUAACCAUCUUUGGGACGGGGGAUACUUUGAAGGCCGUUACCAUGACUGCAAACAGUGGCUUCGUUAGGGCAGCUGCCAACCAAGGAGUCAAGUUCAGUGUGUUUAUUCAUCAGCCGAGGGCGUUGACGGAAAGCAAAGAAUCUUCUGCCACGCCUUUACCCAGGCACUGACCUGAGUUGUAGCAGCGCACUCCCAUUGUUGAUGGCCGUUAGCAAUAUGUAAUCCAAUAGGGUAAAUCUUCCAAAAUAGUAUUUAUACCACCUCUUGAAGCAGUUUUGGAGCUAAAAAUUAACAAUUACCAGUGCAGGCAGAAGUGGAAUGGAGUGAUGUAAGGUAUGCAGGGCCGCUGCCAGAAAUGGCAAGCCUGUGUUGAGUUUUGCCCCCUGCCCCUCCAUGCCAUGUAGUACAGCUCACCCCCAAUGGUCUGACAUUGCUGGUCACCUUUGGCAAGAAAUUGCAAGGCACGUUGGUGUCUAGUACAACUUGCACCACAUCCUGAUGUGAUGAAGGGAAAAGGGGCGACGGUGGACAUACGGUGACUCCUCAUGUCCUUCAGAGUCUCUUUUCCAUCCAAAGAUAAGCACAAAUGAAUCCCCCCCGUUCAUUUCAGUAGAGUAAAAUGCUUUGAAAUGCUUAGGUUGGAUUAUGCCCCGACAUACUAUGUGUGGCCCAGAGCUGUGAGUGCUCCAGGAUCUAUGCUGGAAUGAAAAAUGCAGAGAAAGAUGAGGCUCUAUGCCUGAGUCAGAGCAGUGGCAGAGAGUGCCAUAGGCAUGGUCUAGUCAAAGCUGGGCACUUUGAAAUUCCAUUGAUUUUUAAAUGGGACAAGCUUUCAGUACAAGCCUGAACAGAGUUGCAGCCUUCUAAGGCCAUUGGCCUCAGAAUGGAACAACAUUUGAGUCCAGUGGCACCUUUAAGACCAACAAAGUUUA